AUGGCGCCGAGCGCCUACCGGAAGCGGCCGCGUUUUGUGCUGCGUACGAGUCGCCCUAGUGAGAAGCUCAGAACGGUGCUUCCUUUCAGGGUUACUGCUUCGACUUCAACAGGUGCAGAUCACGUCGUCAUCGUAAGCGGAUCUUGGUUGGCACUAUGGGCUUUUUCUUCACGCGGUCCUCGACUGGUGCAUAGACAAAACAUCAAUAUGCAGCUCCUGGCUGCGUGUACGGUGCCGCUUAGGCGACGUUCAUCAGGAGCGCCUCACUCGCAGUCGGCCGAAGCGCGGUGUAGUGAUCCUCCCUUGAAAAAGGGCGACGUCCUGCUGUGCUUGGAUAGGCGGCUCGUCUUGCAUGCACUGUGGUUUUGCGCUCGAAACCCGACGGACACGACAGGGUCCGCUUUUGAAGUGGGGUUCUUUCAGCGCUUCGCCUCCCGCUCGCUCUACACUGAGUGCAAUGAGCUGGCUGAAGCGAUCGAAAGGGAGCUGCCAACGACUUUCCAACUCCGCUAUGCGGAGAGUCUCGAUCGUUUGUUGCUCAAUAUAGGACAUCACAUGUUCUUUGGCUUUGAAGGCAUCAGAUGCUGGUUAGCAGAAAACGAACCGCUGGCCUUGGCUGGGCCUAACUGGGAACUUGUGGCGCCACCGGUGCCUCUUUCAAAAACUGAGAGCUGCGAUGCUCCGCUUGUACCGCUCGCGUGGAUGGCCUAUCCUGCGCCGGGCUUCGUGCACGACGUCUGCAGUCUCGCCGUGCCUUAUCGCCCAGACGAAUGCACUGAAUGCGGUACAGUGACGAUCACAAUAGGCAUUUCUUCGAUCGAACGUGAGCUGCGCAGUGCAGCGUGGCGGGCCCCAGAAGACCAUGCACCAUCUAUCCUGCUUUCUAUCUUUGUCGACGACGUGCGAUGUGCCCAAGGGGCCGAUCAAGAUGCUCUGCUUACCCGUCUAGAAGCGAGUGAUCACGGAGCGAUUCUGAAAGACGAGGAAAUACUGCCGAAGAGUGGUGACAAAGAAGCAUUGAUACAGGAUGACGAAGAGCCGGCAUCGAUGCACGAUAGCCACGGCGGGCUCCAGCUUCGAUACGAUGCCCGCACCAUGUGCUUCCGGGCGGCGCUGCCGUCUGCGUACGUACUCGGCAUUGAAUCGCAUCCCUUUCAUCCGGACCCUACAGCUAUCGAUUUCUCUAAUUCGAAUGCCUCGGAUUUCGAUUCGCGAGACCGUUUGGUUUACGUCGUCACAGAUCGAUAUGUAUUGCCGCUGCGUUUCCAGAAACGCUCUUUACGUCCGCAGUUUGGUCCAUUGCAGGGACCCCGCACAAUGUCGAACAACGAGCAGACGACGGCUAUGCACUCGUUCCUCGCAUACUGCGCUGUAUCCCAGCCGGAAACGGGGGAUUUCAAGUUAUUGCUCGUCCGUCAAGAUGGCACGCUCGUCCAGUGUGAUCUUGGAGUCGUUCGCAGCGUCCGUCUACAAUCGGGGGACCCUGUUUCAUUGCCGCGUGACGCGCGAGACGCAGCCGGACUGGUGGCUUUCGGCGAAGGACCGCAUGUGAACAUCCUCUGCUGGGACUUUUUCGGUCAGAUGGACUGGUUGCAUCUUCCAGAUGCGUGGACCUCCGGAGUCUUGGCCCCUGCUUCACGAUUAUUCUGUCCCGGUCCGCAGGCUCUCGGUCUCGUUCACGCGGCGCACCGGAGCUUGCGCGCAGGUGGCGCACCACCGAGCGGCGGGGGCCCGUCCUCAUCGACAGCGGCCUGCGCGGACGGGAGCCGUGGCCCUCGCGCGAAGCGCCCCUCCAAAAGAGAUGCAGCCACCACGCGAGCUUUUGUAUGCUGCAUCAGAGCUCUGAUGGUGUGCACUUGUCGUCACUGGAUUGCGGAGACUAUGCCACGCUACAGUUGGAGAGCGAUCCGAAUCUGCUGA
Molecule: messenger RNA, 1920 nt
Organism: Cyanidioschyzon merolae strain 10D
Lineage: Eukaryota; Rhodophyta; Bangiophyceae; Cyanidiales; Cyanidiaceae
Exons: 1
Coding region: 1-1920 (639 amino acids)
Source: RefSeq, a predicted model, not a curated record